AUAAGGAAACCCUUAUUUUGAAAAUGUUUUGUAGCAGGAACGAACUGUGUUUACCUCGUUGGCAUAUCCUGCUUCGAGCUUUCCUAGCUAGCAACGAUGAAAUGAUUUUUACGGACUUUCUUUGAGAAUUUGCUUUCAGGGAGUGAUUUGUUGCCUCUGUGCCAUAUUAACCUGCCAACACAUUCCCAAAGGGCGGCCAUCGUUACAGAAAAGUGAAUGGCGUCGAAAAAUGAUCCAUUUCAGUUUCAAGAGUUUGACGAAGCUGGGGAUCUGCUGGAAGCCAACAGAGACGCAGUCACCAUUAGCAUUGAGAAUGAGGAUCUAAAGUCCCAGAGGCCAAGAAGCACCGUUGGUUUUGCUCAAGAUGCCGCUGAUGAAGAACCACUCAUCAGCGAUGACAGAGAAGAGCUUCUGUCAGGGCAAAAGAAAAGUGCUCCUUUCUGGACCUUUGAAUACUACCAAAGAUUCUUUGACAUUGAGACUCAUCAUGUAAAGGAGAGAAUCCUUGGCUCAUUGGCGCCGUGGCCUGGAAAGAACUUCAUUCAAGCUUACCUUCGUAAAAACCCUGAUCUUUACGGACCAUUCUGGAUUUGCACCACUCUUGUGUUUGCCAUUGCCAUCAGUGGAAACAUAGCAAAUUUUCUGCAACACUAUGGCAAUCCAGGCCAUAAAUAUACCCCAGAUUUUCGAAAAGUGAGCAUAGCUGCCACAGCCAUCUUCAGCUAUGCUUGGUUCGUGCCACUUGGACUCUGGGGUUUGCUGCUGUGGAGGAACAAUAAGAUCUUGAACCUGGUAUCAUAUUCCUUUAUGGAGAUUGUCUGCGUCUACGGAUAUUCGCUUUCAGUUUACAUUCCAGCUGUGGUCCUGUGGAUUCUGCCAUACGAGUGGCUGCGGUGGGUCACCAUCGCGGUGGCGCUCUGCCUCUCCGGCUCAGUACUGGUGAUGACUUUCUGGCCCGCACUCAGAGACGACCACCCCAAAGUCAUCAUCGCGACCGUAUCAGGCAUUGUGUUGCUGAACGCGCUACUGGCUGUUGGCUGUAAGAUGUACUUCUUUAGCAAACCAGAGCCAGGAAAAGAACCAGGGCUGAUGGUUAACAGUUCUCCUACAGUGAAGGCCAUCAAAGUGACAUCACCAUGAAGGACCUGCGUUGUGUGAAGGUUCUCCAGUUCCCUUAUUAGGGAGACUCAAGUUUCUGCGCUGAACAACGGGACCACGGACAUGACGAAUUACGGCCUUUAAAGGCUGCCGUGUAAGCUCGAUGCAGCUUCAUGACCUCUGAAAAUGAAAACUGGUCACAAGUAUGUUUCUUUUAAUGGGAUGGCUUCUAAACUUAAUAGGGGUGUAGUAUGACACAGCACACACAAUCUGUUAUAGCUGUGGUGGUGUUUCCAGCUUUAUAGCGCUAAUGUUAAAAUAUACAUAAAAAAAAAUGGUUUGUGAUGGUAGCAUCAGUGGUAUUUCAUUGAUCAAUUAAUUUAUGUAUCUAUAUAGGUGUUUUAUACACCACCUCUGAGGGUAAAGUUGUUUGUAUUUUCUUACUAUCAAGUGCCCUUAACUAAUGCCCAAACCUGGUCAAAGUGUCCAAGUAUUUUUUUUGUAAAUAUUUUAUAAAUAAUUUGUUGUUAUUCUGGCAAAUUAUAUUAAAAUAUAUCAAGAUCCUUGUCCGUUUUCAAAGUCUUUAAUGGUGUGAAAUGAUAAUGUAGUGGUACAGCCUUUUUUGUAUUUUGAGAUGAUUAAAUUGUGUUGUCCUUUGAUUAU
Molecule: messenger RNA, 1761 nt
Organism: Fundulus heteroclitus (mummichog)
Lineage: Eukaryota; Metazoa; Chordata; Actinopteri; Cyprinodontiformes; Fundulidae
Gene: yipf1
Product: Yip1 domain family, member 1
Exons: 10
Coding region: 217-1140 (307 amino acids)
Biological process (GO): vesicle-mediated transport
Cellular component (GO): Golgi apparatus; membrane
Molecular function (GO): small GTPase binding
Source: RefSeq, a predicted model, not a curated record